Messenger RNA from Cylicocyclus nassatus, 1044 nucleotides. The record is from the annotation of a GenBank genome assembly. Lineage: Eukaryota; Metazoa; Nematoda; Chromadorea; Rhabditida; Strongylidae.
AGAUUUGCAACUAUGGGAUCCCGAGAGCCAGUACGAUCUUCAGAGAAUGCAAGUCUACAAGCUAAUGUCGGUGCUGAAACAGUUGCUGAGUUUAUGACCAAACAAUGCUCAUUCGGACAAUCUAGGCUUUACGCAGAGCAUGAUGCGUUGGUAAGGAGAGAGAAGCAUAUUUGGAAAUCUAACCGCAAUACCGAGAAAAAUCGAAAUCCCGCGGCGGUAUGUUAUAAUGAGGGAGCAGUAGAACUGACUACUUGUAACAAAAAAGAGGAGAAACUGGACAAGGAUCGCACAUACAUCAAUGCCAAUAUACUUCGAUCUCCUUACGGAAACUUUAUUUUAGCGCAGGCACCGAUGGCAGACACGCUCAUAGACUGGUAUCGAAUGAUUUGGCAGAUGAGAAUUUCCAUCAUUGUAUGCCUGAUUGAUCCUCAGAAUACGUCAUCUUGUGAACCUUACUUCAAACCCCGCGAGCACCAAACUCUCAAAACAAAAAAUCGAUUCAUUGUGAAAACAAUCUCAGUGAGAGAAGAGGAUGGUGGGAUUACAAAUUAUCAGCUACGUCUGACAAAUAAGUUGUCAUACGAGAAAAAUCGUACACUUUACGUGAUUGUUAUGCCAACAAGGCUAGACAAGCCAGUAAACCCGCGAAGGCAGCUGAACCUUGUACAAGAAGUCUGGGCAACGGAAACGGCAAACUCUAGCGUUGGACAAGAUACCGAACAACCUCCAGUACUGGUGCAUGGCUGUUUUGGUGUUAGUCGUACAGCAGCAUUUAUAGCCACGUGCAUGCUCUGUAAAUCGCUUCAAGUGACCGGAGAGAUGUCCCCUGUCGAAGUGUGGGCUCGCCUCAACCAUGCCCGCCACAAUGCAGCAAAGGAACGAAUGUACUUCUUCUCGUCGAUAGAAUGUGCUUUGCUGUUCGCCGUGGACAGUGGUCUCAUCUCAGCGAAUAAUCCAAAUCUUAUAGAAGCCAAUAAGAUGCUUCGUUCAUACUAUGAAGAAGAUCAAAAGAAAGAAAGACCUCCAUCGGCAAGUAAAGAAUAG